This is a messenger RNA of Porites evermanni, 450 nucleotides long. The record is from the annotation of a GenBank genome assembly. Lineage: Eukaryota; Metazoa; Cnidaria; Anthozoa; Scleractinia; Poritidae.
AUGAGGGUCAUAGGUCAUAAUAAGUGUAAUCGCUGGUAUUUCAAGUUCAAUGGAAACGAAUGUAGUGGACCAAUGACGAUUGAGGCUGCUGUUUUCAACUACUGGUCAUCAGGGAGCCCUAUUAGUGAUCUGCAUCGUCAUCGGUCAUUUGAGGGGUGCUGUGACAACAUUCCACAAGGGACGGUUAAAGUGGAAUUAUGGGUAGGGCUUUGCGGUGGCGGAUACUUGGGUGAUGCUUACACCGGAUGGGAGUCAGUGCCCCGGAUAAUGAUUGAAGAAGUAUCUAGGCCCCAGUCAUAAUCUGCCCCAGUCUUUGGCCAGGUUUUUUUAUUUCAGUUAUUUUCUCUGAUGUUUUUUUAAGUUCUACAGUUGCCGAACGCCAGUGUCAAAGGAUUGCAAGAUCUCUGCACGUGUAAUUCGCAUCGUCAUAUUUCAAAUAAAUGUUAUUGA